Cryptomeria japonica (Japanese cedar) is the source of this 2558-nucleotide messenger RNA. RefSeq names its product long chain acyl-CoA synthetase 4. Gene Ontology annotation, cellular component: membrane; endoplasmic reticulum. The transcript is spliced from 22 exons. Gene Ontology annotation, biological process: wax biosynthetic process; cutin biosynthetic process; fatty acid metabolic process. Bases 298 to 2277 code for a protein of 659 amino acids. The record is from RefSeq and is a predicted model, not a curated record. Gene Ontology annotation, molecular function: long-chain fatty acid-CoA ligase activity. Lineage: Eukaryota; Viridiplantae; Streptophyta; Pinopsida; Cupressales; Cupressaceae.
CAAAAUGUCGAAGUACUUUGCGCCAACCUGCGUCACUGUAAUGAUGGAAAACCUGUUACACUGGCAGGUUUCCUCCGUAAAUAGAUGUAAAUGUACCGAAUGAAGGUUACGCAGUUACUGGAAGCAGGCAUUACUGUCAGGCAAUGUAAAAGCUUUGCUAUGAAGUUUCAGUGCAAUACUCGUUAUUCAGAAUUCGCCUUGUGGAGAAUUAUACCUGCUACUUCUGUUGACUUUUGAAAGUUGCUGGUGUGGGGAAGACUUUGCAGCUCAUUCUCUAGCGAAGUUUGAGUUGAGAAUAUGGAGAAGAAGUUUAUGGUGGAGAUGGAGCCAGGACGAGAAGGAAUUAAUGGUGAACCCUCCGUCAGUGCUGUUUACAGACAUAUAUGGGCUAAGGAUGGCUUUCCCCCACCACUUCCUGGCUUGUCAACCUGCUGGGAGAUUUUCAGUGCUGCUUGUAAAGAGAAUGCCUCAAGGCGAAUGGUUGGGCAUAGGGAAAUGAAUAAUGGAAAGGCCGGUAAAUAUGUAUGGCAAACAUAUGGGGAGGUUUACGAUCAAGUUUUGAAGAUAGGAGCUGCCAUGCGUGCAUGUGGCGUGGAGCCAGCAGGAAGAUGUGGGAUUUAUGCAACAAAUUGCCCUAAGUGGGUAAUAGCAAUGGAGGCAUGCUGUGGUCACAAUAUUAUAUGUGUUCCUCUCUAUGAUACACUUGGAGAAACUGCUGUUGGGUACAUCUUAAGCCACGCUGAAAUUAGCAUUGUAUUUGUUCAAGAUAUAAAGAUUCCUGAAUUGUUAAAGUCCUUGCACAAGGGUACUGGACAAGUAAAGACUCUGGUUUCCUUCACAAGAUUUACCAGUGAACAAGAGGAAGAAGCUCUCAGAUUGGAAAUCACAGUAUAUUCCUGGGAGGAGUUUCUAAAAUUGGGAGGGGAAAAUCCUACAGAUCUGUCACUGCCUCUAGCUCAAGAUAUCUCAACAAUUAUGUACACAAGUGGCACCAGUGGAGAACCAAAGGGUGCUAUUCUGACCCAUGAGGCGCUUGCCUUAACUAUAGCAGGAGCUGAAUAUGUUUUUGAACACUUUGAUGAAAAGAUGACAACUGAUGAUGUAUAUUUGUCUUUCCUUCCUUUGGCUCAUAUAUUUGAUCGAAUUAUUGAGGAGUUCUUUUUCUAUCGAGGGGCCUCUGUGGGAUAUUGGCAAGGGGAUCCUAAACUACUGGCAGAAGAUUUACUGGAGUUGAAGCCAACUUGUUUUGCAGGUGUCCCCAAGGUAUUUGAUCGUAUCUAUGCAGGAGCAACAAAAACCAUUAAGGAGAGCCGCAUAACAAGGAGAAUGAUUUUUAGUGGUCUCUAUAACUACAAACUUAAAUGGUUGAAACAAGGAUGCAAGACACAUGAAGCAUCGCCUUUGGCAGAUGCCAUUUUUUCUAGAAAGAUUAAAGCAAGACUAGGAGGUCGGGUACGCCUGAUAUUGUCAGGAGCAGCUCCCCUGGGUAAUGUAGUGGAGGAAUUUUUGAGGGUAACUCUUUGUUGUCAUGUUUUGCAAGGAUAUGGAUUGACAGAGACUUGUGGAUGGAGUUCUGUUUGUUUACCAGAUGAAUUUUCAAUGUUAGGAACAGUUGGACCUAUAAGUCCAAACACAGAACUACGUCUUGAGUCUGUCCCAGACAUGGGUUAUGAUGCAUUGGGAGCCAUUCCUCGGGGAGAGCUCUGUUUUCGAGGAAAAACAUUAUUCUCAGGAUAUUACAAGAGAGAUGACCUCACUAAAGAAGCUUAUAAAGAUGGAUGGUUUCAUACAGGGGAUAUUGGUGAAGUGCAGCCAAAUGGAACAUUGAAAAUCAUUGACAGGAAGAAGAGCCUUUUUAAACUCUCGCAAGGAGAAUAUAUUGCAGUAGAACAUCUUGAAAAUGUUUAUGCUCUAUGUUCCUAUGUAGAAGAGAUAUGGAUUUAUGGCAGCAGCUUUGAGUCAUGGCUUGUAGCUGUAGUUGUCCCAGAAACAGUGGAGAUUGAAUCUUGGGCUAAAAAGAAUGGUCUGAAGGGUGAUUUCAAUAAACUGUGCUUGGAACCUAAACUGAAGUCCUUUAUACUCGAACAGCUGACUGAUAUUGCUAAAAAGAACAAUCUUAAAGGAUUUGAAUACAUCAAGGCCAUUCAUAUAGAUCCUCAACCGUUCGACGUGGAAAGAAAUUUACUGACUCCAACUAAUAAGAAAAAGAGACCACAAAUGGCAAAAUACUAUGAGAAACAAAUCGAGGAGAUGUACCUGAGUUUGAAGACGAAGUGACAUGAUUCUUCAAAAGCAGAAAUCUGGAGUACCAAAUUGUAUCUGUAUAUUUUGGUUAUUUUAAGUAGUAAAUGUUAGCGUCGAUCACCCAUUGUCGGUUAUUGGCUAUAGAAAUUCCUUGAAAAUGUAAUUUGUCGCAUGUCAACUGUCUUUUAUCUGGAAGGUGGCAAACACUACUUGAAAGCCUGUAUAAUGCUAUCAGUAAUCUUUCUAACACAAUCAAUAAACAGAAAUAAUAAGUUAAAUUUGUUUAAUUGAAAAUUUGAAUCCGGUUUCUCUCA